Mya arenaria is the source of this 5505-nucleotide messenger RNA. RefSeq lists its product as uncharacterized. Bases 54 to 3626 code for a protein of 1190 amino acids. The record is from RefSeq and is a predicted model, not a curated record. NCBI's taxonomy places the organism in Eukaryota, Metazoa, Mollusca, Bivalvia, Myida, Myidae. Gene Ontology annotation, cellular component: precatalytic spliceosome. The transcript has 18 exons. Gene Ontology annotation, molecular function: single-stranded RNA binding; zinc ion binding; double-stranded RNA binding.
CUAUAUUGUUUAUCUGCAGAAAAAAGUUACUUUUUAGAUUUUAGAUUAGGAAAAUGAGCUAUUAUGCGCAACAAUACGAUACAGGGGGUGGUGAUAGUUAUCAAGAACCAACUGAUACACAGAUUGAAACGACUAGCGACCCAAACCAAGCAUACUAUGACCAAUCCUACUAUUCCGAACAAUCUGGCUACGAUCAAUAUCAAAAUCAAGCUGACCCUUACGGCCAGUACAAUGCCAACGAAAGCUAUGUGGAAAACUAUGACCAACAAGAACGUGCUGCUGGAACAAGUACCAGCACCGAUUACUAUGACUAUCACACAUCACAGGCGACUGAAUACCCAAAUUACAAUAGUGCCACCAACUACCAAGCUGGUGCUGGUGGUGGUGUCGCAAGCACUUCUUACCAAAGAGGUGGAAGAGGUCAAGUGUAUCAAGCCAGAGGGAGGGGAACAGCGGUAGGAAGGGUAGCCCAAAGUUCAAGAGGUCGUGGAAGGGCACAGGGGCGUGGUGACUAUGGCAACAACCAGCAACAAUUUGGACGUGGGAAUAGAGGGCAACAUUUUGGGGUUGGGAAAAAUCAGCAACAAUAUGGGAACUCAGUUGGACAGUUUGGUCAGGCAAUUAGUAGUGGUGUUAGCAUGUCAAGCCAAAGCAAUAGGCAGUAUCAUAAUCCGAGCAGUACUAAUAAAGUUGGUGGACAGUUUGGAAUUAAGUCUCCUUUGAAAGAUAGUAAUCAAGCAGCCACAUCAAUCAGCCAAAUGUCGAAUAAGCCAAAUUCUACUGAUCAAACCCCAGGUUCAAGUACUGUAACAGAAGUUAAAGGUACAGAAGUAAAAGGUCCGGAAGUUAAAGGUGCAGAAGAUAAAGCUACAGAAGUAAUAGAAGAACCGAAGGAGGCGGAAAGUGAAUCAUCAGAUGAAGACACUGACUUCUGCAAAUACUGUAACAAGAAGUUUGACUCAUUAAAGGCGUACCAUGCUCAUACCAGAGGAAUGCAACACACAGCAUUUGUUAUGGAGGCAAAAAGAAAGAAGGGAGACAAGAAAUAUGAUAAGGAAAUAGUUGAUAAAUCUGUACUCGAGGUUCAGAUUCCAGCUCCAAGGCCACAAAAUGUUGAGGCAGAAUUUAAGGAUGAAUUUGAGGUGGAAGACAACUGGAUGGAUCUUGACAAUGACAUGAUAGAUUCCAUCCGUAUGCGCAAGAACAUCGAAGAGAGGGACCUGAAUCCAGAGCAGAUUGGAAAGAGUCACUUGCCUGAUAAUUAUUCUUGCCCGUUGUGUGAAAUUCGAUGUACAGGGGCACAGGCUUUUCGGGCUCACAUCGAUGGAAAACAGCACAAACAUAACUUGGAGCUUGCAGCGAAGGGUGUCAAGGUGAAGGCCAAGAAGAAACAGACAAGUGGAAUCAUGAUUGAAACAGAAGUGGAGGCGAAAUGCAUGAAAACAAUCCAGGAAUGCCCCCAUCCUAUACUUGGACUGGACUAUGUGACAGAGUUUCAGAAAAGUGAUCCCAAGGUGGCCCCUCGCUACGUGUGUAACCUGUGUGAGGCCAAGUGUGACGUCAGUACUAUCAUAUCACACAUCGUGGGGUCGAAGCAUAGGCUCAAUUUGUUUAAAGCUAAGCAUCCGAGCAUCUAUGAACAUUUGACCAAGUUCAACUCUAAGAAAAAGAAAUCGGAGAUAAAUGCAAACUGUGAGAUGUUUGCAAAGGAUAUUUACAAGAAGGAAGGGCGAGGUCAGGUUCGUGUGAAGAUCGAACUGGAUGUGGAUAAUGAUGAGAAAGACUUUGACAACAAUAUGAAGCGUCACGCUAUGGCCCUGGCGGAGAAGGCUAGUACACUACGAGAGAUUGACACGGAGGAGAAGACCGAGAUUGUCAUGGAGGAAUUCAGACGUAAGAAACGUCAGGAACGAUUGGAGCAAUCUGGCGAUGCGCCUCCAAGGCAUGGUCAGGUUGGAGCAGAAGACAGAGGCCAUUGGGGUCCAAAGAGGGGUCGGUUUGAACGGGAGGAUUGGGGUGACGACAAUUCACAGGAUAGCUUUUAUGAAACCAGAUAUGACCAAAACAGAGGCAGACGGUACCCUAAAGAUGAUAGGCCCAUGCACGGUCGAUAUGGCAGAGAACCAUAUCAGCCAGAUCCUUACCAAUCAUAUGACCCAUAUAGCCGAGAAGACUUCAGAGUAUCGUACCGAGAGAGGUUCGACUUCCAUCAACAUAAUGACCCAUAUUAUGAGCGGCGAAUGUUAGAUGAACGUCGAUACCUGGACAGUCUAAUGAUGGAGCGACAUCGUCUUGCUGACCCCUACGAUGAACGGAGACGUCUGGACGAUGUCAUGGCACGCAGGAAGUACCUUGACUCACUUGAGAAGGAUCGUCUAGAAGACAUGAUUGCCAGACGAGCGAGGCUGGAACAAACGGAAGAUAUCGACCUGAUAAGGCUGAGGCGCUUUGAAGAGAGGGAGCGGCAGAUCGGCCAGAGAAGUGGAGGUAUGCCUGAAGCCAGCCGAAGUCCGGGCCUAUCCAGCAACGAGAGGACGCGACUUGAAGACCAGAUGAAGAGAAGAGAGCUUAUGAAUAUACAGUCCACGGCCAAGGAUAUCAUGCAGGACCAAUCAGCCAGUCUGUCACUGAGUGGUGACCCUUCUGUUGCUAGCAGACAAAGGACUGAUGCCGCUAGGCAACUGCAAGAGGAAGCUGCCAAGAAUCCCACUGUCAACGUGUCCGAGAUAUUGCAAAGCCUGACAUCGUCAAUGAUCUCAAGUGAGGAUGACGCAGCCAUGGCCCUGCAGAUUUCCAACGCUCUCACACAGUCACUCCUCAAGUACAGGCUACACAAUGCACCCAAGGAGCUUUCAUCAAUUACUGACUCCCUGAAGGAUUACCUGCAGCCAGCUGAAAAGCCAGAGCCAUCUUCUAACAUACCAGGAUUGGGAAAUUCCUCCUCAGAUAAGAAGGUUCCAUCAUUCCUGAGACAAAAAGCCCCAACACCAAAACUAGCAUUCUCUGUGAAGAAGGACGAUAAAGUUGUGUCCGGCAGAAACGUGUUUGGUCCACCAAGUCCUUCACCGCCAAAUUCACCCACUAGCAUAAGCACUGCUGCUAGUGUUGCGACUACGGUUGUCAAUACAGCCAAUACUGAUCAGCCACAAAGAAUGUUGUUGGAAUCUAUUAGAAAACAGACAGAAUUGAUAAAACAGAAGAUUGCUGCAUCUUGUGUGGCAAGUACUGUGCCCAGUUCUCAACAGCAGACUUAUCCUCAAAGCAAGCAAUCCCAAGCAUCUACACAACCUUAUGAACCUUCAGCCAAUCAGAAACAAGCUGUAACAAGUCACAUAACCUCAGCUGCAACAUCAGCCCAUCAUUCACAAGCUUCAGGUCACAUGGCUGCAGCAUCAGCCAAUCAGACACAAGCUCUAAGUCAGGUGACUUUCUCAUCAGCCAAUCAGCAGGCAGUUCAGCAAGGUGGACCAAGUGACUAUUCCUCCUAUUAUUAUCAGCAGAACUUCCAUAUGGGGGUUCCGAAUGCUGCCCCACAAACUGCUAGCACUUCAAACCCAGUGCAAGCCCCUGGUAUGAACACCCAAAGUAUGGGAUAUAAACCUAGUCAGCAGUCUUACAGGAGAUAGAUCAAUGGUUUUAUUAUUAAAAUAAUCUUUGUAUUGUAUUGAUUGUAAAAAAAAUCAUACAUGUAUAUAUCUUAAUUUUAUGGUCGUUUUUGUGUCGCCUGAAAAGACGACAUAUAGGGGUUACUUUUGUCCGGGGUAUAUCUCCUAAACUAUUAGUGGUAUCAACUUGAAACUUCAUAUGUACAUAGAUCUAAUUGAGGGCAAGUGCAGUGCACAAGAACUGUUACUCUUGCUUCCAUAUUUUUAGAGUUUUGCCCUUUGUUAUUUUUCAUGUUUAAAGUUUUGUCCGGGGCAUAUCUUGUAGAAUAUAAGAGUUAUCAACUUGAAACUUCAUAUGUACAUAGAUCUAAUUGAGGGCAAGUGCAGUGCACAAGAACUGUUACUCUUGCUUCCAUAUUUUUAGAGUUUUGCCCUUUGUUAUUUUUCAUGCUUAAAGUUUUGUCCGGGGCAUAUCUUGUAGAAUAUAAGAGUUAUCAACUUGAAACUUCAUAUGUAGAUAGAUCUCAUGGAGGGCAAGUGCAGUGCACAAUAACAGUAACUCUUGCUUUCUUAGUUUUAAAAUUAUUGCCCUUUGUUAAUUUUCAUGCUUAAAGUUUUGUCCGGGGCAUAUCUUGAAGAAUAUAAGAGGUAUCAACUUGAAACUUCAUAGCUAGACAGAUCUCAUUGAGGGCAAGUGCAGUGCACAAUAACAGUAACUCUUGCUUUCUUAGUUUUAAAGUUAUUGCCCUUUGUUAAUUUUCAUGCUUAAAGUUUUGUCCGGGGCAUAUCUUGAAGAAUAUAAGAGGUAUCAACUUGAAACUUCAUAGCUAGAUAUAUCUCAUUGAGGGCAAGUGCAGUGCACAAUAACAGUAACUCUUGCUUUCUUAAUUUUAAAGUUAUUGCCCUUUGUUAAUUUUCAUGCUUAAAGUUUUGUCCGUGGCAUAUCUUGAAGAAUAUAAGAGGUAUCAACUUGAAACUUCAUAGCUAGAUAGAUCUCAUUGAGGGCAAGUGCAGUGCACAAGAACCGUUACUCUUGCUGCCAUAUUUUUAGAGUUAUUGCCCUUCGUUAAUUUUCUUGCUUAGGUUUUGUCCGUGGCAUAUCUCGUAAACUAUAGGAGGUUUAAACCUGAAACUUAUUCCGUAGGUAUAUCUGAUUGAGGGUUCAAAUGCCACCUACACUUGAAAGUUAAAUGGCAACAUCAUUGUCUAUAAAUGAAUAAAAUGCCAAUCUAACAGCUAUAAUGUCGACAGUAAAUAAUUCGUCAGGCGACACAUCCGACUCGCGGAGUUCUAGUAUUGAGCAUAAAAUGCCAUUCAUGAAAGAUUAUAUAAUAAAACAUUAAAAUGCCAAAAUAUUGACCAUUGUGAAUACUAAUGCAUGUGAAUCAGAGCUCAUGUUUUUUAAAAACAGCUAAAUGUCCACUGUUAAGAUUUUAUCCUUGGAUCUCAAUUACUAACAUCUUUAGUCUUCUUUUAGGCCCAGAUUCAGUCUUGUAAAUGGUUUCUGUUUAAAAAAAAAGUAUCGAAAUAUAAAUAAUUGUGAAAUGAACAUAUUUGAACAUAUGAUUUAUAUACAGCAUUUUACUCAAUGUUUUAAAAGAAUUUUAUAGCAAAAUCAAAAUAAGACAGAUUUGAAUCUCAAAUCUGAAAAUGCUGGUGAAUAUAAAUCUUGAAUAACUUGACUGUGACAUACAAUUAUCAUAUGUUGUAAAAAUGGUACCGUAUAUAUUUAUUGUCAUUUGUAAAAUCAGAAAGAAAAAAAGGAUCUAGUUUCCUUUGUAAUUCAUACUUUUAAAUGAUCAUGUAUGAAAAAUAAAUGUUUUCGUUACAAGUUUGUUGACAUCAUCUUUAUUUGUUUAGUAUUUGUGGAAUUACAAAGAAAGCUUGGUGCUUAAAUGUG